Mesorhabditis belari is the source of this 333-nucleotide messenger RNA. The record is from the annotation of a GenBank genome assembly. Lineage: Eukaryota; Metazoa; Nematoda; Chromadorea; Rhabditida; Rhabditidae.
AUGCCCGCUUAUUCCAGAUAUUCAAGUAUUGGAUUGUAUCUUGGAUUUCAUCAGCCACGUGAACAUCUUGACCAAGACUGUGGAGACUGUGAAUGGGACACAGUUCAACAAAUACACCAUCCAACACUUGCAGAUCCUCAAGGGUGGCCUCGAACUGCCCUCAGUCGUCCUCGUCCCUAUGGGUCCAUUGUUCUUCCCGGUCUUGAUGCUCUUGGUGGAUUGACUGGAGGUCUUGGUGGAGUUGGUGGGCUCACUGGAGGUCUUGGAGGUCUUACCGGUGUUGUUGGUGGGCUCACUAAUGGAUUGGGCCUCGGUGACGUACUUGGUGGAUUG